AUGUAUAUUGAAUCGAUCAGAACGACAACAUUCCAAAAUGGAUAUGGUUUGAUUCCUAACCCGUAUGUUCCCUCAACUUUCAACUCACCAGUUGCCAGUCUCUCUCCAAUGCUCACUUAUUCUUCAAUGUCUAAUUAUUCUCAAACUACUGCCGAAAUCUCGCCAAAUCAAAUUAGAUACAGACCAAGUAUCGAUAACAGGUUUCAUCGAUCUCAGACCACUCAACAACAGUUCAAUAAUGGAGGUUCUAGAGAGCCAAUUACUGUACGUACAGUCGAUUUGAGCACAACAACUCAGAGAUCCAAUGAAAUCUCUAGACAUAAUCCAUUGGAAAUGGACGUUAUCACAACUGUAUAUUCAGAGAAAAUUGUUUUGAAAUGGCAGACACCUACGACGCGAAGAGACAUAAAAUACGUUAUAGACUCUGAUACUUGUGACGGUAGAAGAGUUUCAACAGUUAUUCAAGGACCACUUGCAUUUACUACUUUCUUUAUCAAUACAACUCCUGGAAAGAUCUAUAAUGUUGCUAUCAAAUGUAAAUCUCUCGAUAACAGACUUCUUAUUGCAAAAUGGUCAUCUAAGAUUCGAGCAGAGCUGUCUUCUGCUGAAUUCAAUGAUCUCUACGCAAAAUGUCUCAUUUUUAUCAGGGCCAACCGAAAAAAUCCAUACAUGCAAGAGUUUUCAUUCGUUUAUCGGUGCAAACCGAAAGCAUAUUGGGAUCAAAUCUUCAAUUACUGUAACGAUAUAAUGUACAAAUACCGAAAAGACCAAAAUGGACAACCUGGAAAUCUUAUAAAUGGAAAAAUCCAAGGACUCUUCUUUUCGGCGAGAGUUCUACCUGAUGGAAGUAUGCCGAAAUGGUCGUAUUUCGGAGAUGUCAGAAUGUCGAUUGAAGCAAGUUCUCUUCUGGAUCCAAGACUUCACAAUUUCUAUUUCGCUGACUUUUACUGUAACAAAGAAGUUCACUAUGCAACUAUAGUCAUCUGUGUGAAGGAUUCAGAAACUGACGAGUAUUGCCGUGACAAAUUGAUUCGUCUCGACCCAUUCACUAAUACAUUCAUAAAAUUGGAACCUCUGAAACAUUACGGAAAAUGGAAAUAUUACAUCAACAGAAGUCUCAUUGUAGAGCUGUUUUAUACGGAAAAUCUCAGUUUGAGCAUGGGAUAUUUUUCCACUGUUUUUCCAGCUGGCGCAGGAAGGUCAAGAGUAAAUGGAUUGCCGAACAAUAAAGUGUGUCGUGCUUGCAACUUGUAUCCAAGUUCAGUACCGUCAAACUCUUCUAUUGUAUAUCACUCCUCCAGAACCUGA
Caenorhabditis remanei is the source of this 1308-nucleotide messenger RNA. RefSeq lists its product as uncharacterized. Gene Ontology annotation, cellular component: cytoplasm. Bases 1 to 1308 code for a protein of 435 amino acids. The record is from RefSeq and is a predicted model, not a curated record. The transcript is spliced from 4 exons. Lineage: Eukaryota; Metazoa; Nematoda; Chromadorea; Rhabditida; Rhabditidae.